UUAUGUAAGAUAAAUGAUGGAGUAAAUUGAUAGUACCACAGAGCCGUCAAAAAAGAAAAAGAAAUAAAAAAAUGAAGAGUGCAUGACUCGAUCCCACAUACGCGUUUACCUCCCCUGUUUUAAAACUCUCCUCUCUUCUCUCUCCCUCUAUCUGCAGAACACAGCACAGCAGAACCCGUCGACUCGUCGUCGGUCGUCCUCAAAACGCGACAUCCCUCCACAAUCAAUCACACACACAAACACACCCUCUGCCGCCCACUCUCUCUCUCUCUCUCUCUAUAUAUAUAUAUAUAUAUAUAUAUAUAUAUUGUCUGUCUCUAUCAGUCUCUUCGCUUCCUCUCAUGACAUUCCAUCAGAUCCAUGGAAGAACAUGAUCUCUUUCUCUCUCUAGAUUCACGGAUUCUCGUCAGAUCUCUCUUCGUUUCCCUCUUCUCUCCUCGUCCUCCUCUAUUUUUCUCUCUCCAUGACCCUAACAUAUCAAUUCUCGCAUCCUAGUUCAACUCUCGCACAAAUACAAUCCUUGGGCGUCUCUCACUCUACUUUCUCCCUCUACAUUUCGAUUUCAAAUCCCUAGAAUAGUAUAAUUCGAUUCGAUUCGAUUCAUUCAUGUCUAUAAUGAAGGGCUCGAGUCGAUUUUUCACGAUCGGGCUAGUGACGUCUUGGUACUCAUCGAACAUUGGGGUUUUGUUGCUGAACAAGUACUUGCUCAGCAACUAUGGCUUCAAAUACCCGAUCUUCCUCACCAUGUGUCACAUGACAGCGUGUUCUCUGCUGAGCUAUGUUGGUAUUGUGUGGAUGAAGAUGGUCCCAUUGCAGACCAUCCGAUCUCGUCUCCAGUUCAUGAAGAUCUCUGCCCUUAGUAUGAUCUUUUGUGCUUCUGUUGUCAGCGGUAACAUCUCGCUUAGGUACUUGCCGGUCUCGUUCAAUCAGGCAAUCGGGGCAACCACGCCGUUUUUCACGGCGGUGUUUGCGUAUUUGAUGACGUUGAAGAGGGAGGCUUGGCUCACUUAUGUGACUCUCAUUCCUGUUGUUACUGGUGUCGUCAUUGCCAGUGGGGGUGAACCAAGUUUCCAUCUUUUUGGGUUUAUAAUGUGUGUUGGUGCUACGGCUGCAAGGGCACUCAAGUCGGUGGUUCAAGGGAUUUUGCUUUCUUCUGAAGGGGAAAAGCUGAAUUCUAUGAACCUCCUACUGUACAUGGCUCCGGUAGCUGUUGUAGUACUUCUUCCUGCGACACUCUUCAUGGAAGAAAAUGUAAUUGGCGUCACACUGGCACUUGCAAGAGAUGAUUUUAGGAUCAUCUGGUAUCUGCUAUUCAAUUCGGCGCUAGCAUAUUUUGUGAAUUUGACCAAUUUUUUGGUUACAAAACACACCAGUGCUCUGACUCUACAGGUUCUAGGAAAUGCAAAAGGGGCCGUGGCUGUGGUGAUUUCAAUAUUAAUAUUCAGAAAUCCAGUGUCAGUUACUGGGAUGUUUGGCUAUACACUCACAGUAAUUGGGGUUAUCCUCUACAGUGAAGCCAAGAAGCGUAGUAAAUGAGAUAUAGAGAUACAGACCAUUAACGCAAAUUCCAUCUAUUUUGUUCUUUGUAUGUGAGGCAGUGGCAUCCUGUCUGGAGGCAAGUUUGGACAAUCUAUUUGCAGGUGAUGUCGCGGAAUUUGCCCUCUAAAUUCUAUUUUUGUCGGGAAACCUGGGUAUCGGGCUUCCAUUUGUAUCAGCAACAACACCAGAUUAGCCAGAAUGGAAGAAAGUUCAAUAAACAACUGAUUUGUCUCUAUUUUUUCUAUCUUAGUUUUAUGGAGGAAGAUUUUUAUUUUUAUUUUUUCCUUCUUUUAUCUUUUAUUCUUUCAGGGAAGGGUUUGUAUAAUUGGGCUUACGCAGUUGGUAUGCUUUAGCUUUUUCUCAUAUUGAUUUAUUAAUGAAAGACACCAUAAUCUUACCAGUUCA
This is a messenger RNA of Cornus florida, 1944 nucleotides long. Its product is annotated as probable sugar phosphate/phosphate translocator At3g11320. Lineage: Eukaryota; Viridiplantae; Streptophyta; Magnoliopsida; Cornales; Cornaceae. Gene Ontology annotation, molecular function: antiporter activity. Gene Ontology annotation, cellular component: Golgi apparatus. Bases 607 to 1536 code for a protein of 309 amino acids. The record is from RefSeq and is a predicted model, not a curated record. The transcript has 4 exons.